GGGGGUGGGAGGGAAGGGACGGGGAGUAGUUUGACAUGUCGGAGCAUCCUGUGGGACCAGGAUCAUGGACCAAAUCUGGUUCCGGGACACUGAGGCCCGGAGCGGUGCGGACCAUCGGGGCCGAGGCUCUGGUGGCUCUGCUGGAGGGUGGGCUGGACCGGGUGGUGCUGAUCGACAGCCGGCCCUUCGUGGACUACAACGCCUCGCACAUCCUGGAGGCGGUGAACGUGAACUGUUCCAAGCUGAUGAAGAGGAGGCUGCAGCAGGACAAAGUCCAGAUCGCUGAGCUGCUGCAGCACUCGGCCAAGAAGAAGUUGGAGCUGCAGGGCGAUCAGGAGGUCGUCGUGUACGAUCAGAGCUCUUCAGAACCGGCCGCUCUCAGCCCAGAGUCUUUCCUCAGCGUCCUGCUGGUGAAGCUGGAGAGGAGCUUCCCUUCUGUGCACCUGCUCUCAGGUGGAUUCUCAGAAUUCUCCCACCUGUUUCCUGGUCUGUGUGAGGGGAAGUCCACCCUGGUCCCCUCCUGCAUCUCUCAGCCCUGCCUGCCCGUCACCAACAUCGGACCGACCCGGAUCCUGCCUCACCUGUACCUGGGCUGCCAGAGGGACGUCCUCAACAAGGAUCUGAUGCAGCAGAACGACAUCGGCUACGUCCUGAACGCCAGUAACACCUGCCCCAAACCCGACUUCAUCCCAGAGUCUCACUUCCUCCGAGUCCCGGUGAACGACUCCUUCUGCGAGAAGAUCCUGCCCUGGUUGGACCGAUCGGUGGAGUUCAUAGAGAAAGCUAAAGCGUCCAACGCUCGCGUUCUGGUUCACUGCCUGGCUGGAAUCUCCCGCUCAGCCACCAUCGCCAUCGCCUACAUCAUGAAGAGGAUGGACAUGUCUCUGGACGAGGCGUACAGGUUUGUGAAGGAGAAGCGUCCGACCAUCUCUCCUAACUUCAACUUCCUGGGUCAGCUGCUGGACUUUGAGAGGAAGAUCAAAAGUCCUCUCAGUACUGAAGCUAAAUUCAAGUCCAGCGGCGAGGUCCCGGCUCAACCCGAGGACUCUGAGCCCGCGGCCUGUCAAGAGGCCCCCGGGGGGCUCGGCCUGGUCCCGCUGGAGCCCCUCACCCUGCCCUGCGUUCUAGCCGACGCCCCCGAGGAUCGUCUGCUGGCUCAGGCUCUGAGCGGCCUGCAGCUCGCCGACGUCCCUGAAGACAACGCCCGGCUGAAGCGCUCCUUCUCUCUGGACAUCAAGUCGUACGGCGAGCCAGGCGGGAGCGCCACGCACCGGGUGUUUGUUCCUCAUGGUGCCUCCGGAGACGCCGGCGAGUUCUACAAACCGUCUGCCUUCAAAGAGGCGACCAGUAAACCGUGCCAGUUCUCCCCGGUGGAGGAGGUGUCGGAGCAGUCCACCCCGGAGCAGAGCCCCGACAAGGAGGAGGCCGAUGGGCCUGAGCGAGUCACACCGCCGGCCUCCAGCGGCUUCACCAAACCUCCGUCCGCUGCUCCGAACUGUACACAGCAGCUGCAGCGGAGCGGCAGCAUGGAGGAGAACACCACCAGCUUCCUGUUCGGCCUCUCGCGCAGCCAGCAGCACCUGGCCAAACCCGGCUCCAGCGGCGCCCUGAAAGGCUGGCACUCGGACAUCCUGCUCGGCCCCGUCACCGUCUCCUCCUCCUCUCUAGCCGGCGGCUGGUACCUCUCCUCCGACUCCACCCGCUUCUACUCCACCUCGGCCAUCCUGAGCGGUGGCAGCUUCACUGCUUACAGCUGCGGCCACGGUCUGGAGGCGGUGCGGCGGCGCAGCCGGCAGAGGACCGGCGACCGCGGCGACUCGAGGAGGAGCUGGCACGAAGAGAGCAGCUUCGAGAAGCAGCUGAAGAGACGCAGCUGUCAGAUGGAGUUCGGAGACGGCAUGACGGACAGCCGGUCCAGAGAGGAGAUGGGGAAGGUGGGCAGUCAGUCCAGCUUCUCUGGCAGCAUGGAGGUCAUCGAGGUGUCCUGAAACUGAUCCUGGAACUGAUCCUGAGACGCUUCAGGACGAGUCUGAAGCUGCUUUGACUCGCAGAGAGAAACGUGCAACACACAUCGGCCACUGCAGCGACGCCGGACUGCACAGCGUUCAACAAGUCGGCCCAAAUAUAACACAGUGUUUAUUCUUUCAGAAAGUUUCAGGCGCCUUACGUUCACAGCUAGCUUACUCUGUGAGAGCGAGUGAUGCAUUGUGGGUAGUUUUUAGCUGUAAUGUUGCUAUGCUAACAGUGAGUCAGUGGAUCAGAGUCGAGUCAGUUUCAGUCAGAGAACAAACUGAUGAGCAGCAUCACAGAGAAACAUCCUCUUCUUUAUAAGUCUGUUUCAGUCUUAUUCUUGGGCCGAUCGGUGACGAGGUCGCGGCGGCGUGUGCGUCAGUGAAACACGACACGAGGACGACACGCCUCCUGUAGCAGGAACAGAGCAGACCUGACCACCGUGAAGAGUUUCACAGCUCCGCCUCCUCUGAAUAAUGUCUGAAAAUGAAAACUCUUCUUCUGCUGGAUGUCAGCAGAUUAUCUUCCGUACUUUAUGGUGAUGACACACCUGGAGACGGGCUCAGACUUCUUCUGUGGUACUUCCUGUUACAGGAGGCGUCUCCAUGACGACGCAGACUGGAGGUAACGAAAGGGGCUGAAUCCAUCCAGUCACUCAUCGUCCUGCUGCUGGAGAUCCAACAAACAGUUGGAUGUUUAUGUUCUUGUGAUCUGUUUGCAGAACUUCUGUGCAGAAGAUCAAUAAUGAUGAUAAUAAUAAUGAUAAUGAUAAUAUUGAUAAUGAUAAUGAUGGUGACUGAUGGGACAUUCAGUCACCAGGUGAGAUAACACACAGCGUCAGACAUUUGGAUUAAGCCAAAGUAUAAUCAACCAAUGAGAACACAGUGAGGAGCUGCAGGUGAGCUCACCUGUGUCACCUGCAGCGCUCAGCUCAGGGUCGGGUCGGGUCGGGUCGGGUCGAUGUGUGUUGCAGUAAACUGUGACUGACGGUCUCUGAGCCCUCCAGCAGUCCGUCUGCCCUGCGUCUGCUCCGAGGAGGAUGAUUUUCUGUCCGAUGAACUCUGUGAGGUGGACAGGUGACGUCUCAGGUGAGGCAGGACUGAGCAGCAGCAGACACACAGACUCACAGGUCAUGUUGCACUACUGUGGUUUAAAGAAUGAUCGAUUAAAAAGUUAUAAAUCAGUAAAACAGA
Molecule: messenger RNA, 3203 nt
Organism: Acanthopagrus latus (yellowfin seabream)
Lineage: Eukaryota; Metazoa; Chordata; Actinopteri; Spariformes; Sparidae
Gene: dusp16
Product: dual specificity phosphatase 16
Exons: 6
Coding region: 36-1988 (650 amino acids)
Biological process (GO): negative regulation of MAPK cascade; protein dephosphorylation
Cellular component (GO): nucleus; cytoplasm
Molecular function (GO): MAP kinase tyrosine/serine/threonine phosphatase activity; protein tyrosine/threonine phosphatase activity
Source: RefSeq, a predicted model, not a curated record